This is a messenger RNA of Paramecium primaurelia, 1703 nucleotides long. The record is from the annotation of a GenBank genome assembly. NCBI's taxonomy places the organism in Eukaryota, Ciliophora, Oligohymenophorea, Peniculida, Parameciidae.
AUGGGUAAUUAAUGCUGCACAAAUCAACCUACAGAGUAAGAUCAUUGAAUGAUUUUAAUAGAGCAGAUAAAUAGAUAGAGACUAAGCCUGAGGAUAUGAGCAAGUUAAUUUAAUAAUCGUCUAAGAAUGAGGAAGAACCCUUAAAAUAAAUAACAUGUAAGAAGAAGUGAUAAUUUGAGCAAUACCUACUUUAUCUGUGUAGCCAUCGUUGUUUAUUUAGAUGAAGAGGGAAACUAUUUAUGGUACUUAUUAAGUGGGAAAGUUAUUGGGAGAAGGUAAAAUUAAUCGUAAUUGUAGGUGCUUAUGGACAAGUAUCAAUAGUUACUCAUAGAGUGACAGGAAUGUAAAGGGCAAUGAAAGCAAUUCGAAAGGAUUGUUUAUUUGAGGAAGAAUAGGCAAAAUUAUUUUCAGAGAUGACAAUAUUGAAAAAUCUUGAUCAUCCACAUAUAGUGAAUUUAUUUGAGCUAUAUGAGGAUGAUAAAUUUUAUUAUUUAAUAACAGAGUAUUUAAUAAGAUAUUUAUAGAUAGAUAUUUACGUGGAGGGGAAUUAUUUGAUCGUAUUCAGAAAGCUAAGACUUUCAGUGAAGCAGAUGCAGCUAGAUAUAUGAAAUAAGUAAUGUAGGCAGUGUGUUAUUGUCAUUCUAAGAAUAUAGUUCAUAGAGAUUUGAAACCUGAGAAUAUUAUAUUCGCUAGUGAAGAUCAAUAUUCAAUCUUAAAAGUGAUUGAUUUUGGAACAUCUAGAAAAUUUGAACAUAAUUAAAAUAUGUCUAAAAGAUUAGGAACGGUAUAUUAUUUAUUAUUAUUAUUAUUAGCCAUAUUAUAUUGCUCCAGAAGUUCUACAGAAAAAAUAUAAUGAGAAAUGUGAUGUAUGGUCAUGUGGAGUCAUUCUUUACAUUUUAUUGGCUGGAUAUCCACCAUUUUAUGGAAGGAAUGAAAGUGAGAUCUUUGAUAGAAUUUUAAAGGGUAAAAUUCCAUUUCAUAGUAAUUUAUUUUAAUUAUGAAGCUACCGAAUGGAAUAAGAUAUCUAAAGAAGCAAAGAAUUUAAUAACAAAUAUGUUGUGUUUGGAUGUAGAGAAAAGAUAUUCUGCUUAAUAAGUAUUUGAUGAUCCUUGGUUAUAACAAGGAUAAGGAGCAAAUUUGAUUGAUGAUAAUUUUCUUAAGAAUUUAACAGAAUUCAGUGCAAAAAGUAAAUUAAAAUAAGCUUUAUUAACUUUUAUGGCUAGUCAAAUGAUUCAACCAAAAGAAGUUGAAUAAAUAUAAGAAUUAUUUAAAUAAUUAGAUAGAAAUGGUGAUGGUAAAUUAUCUAAAGAUGAAUUGAUUACAGCAUUCUAAUAAAAAGUAUAAAGUGGAGAUAGAUUAAUUGAAAAUAUGGAAAUUAAAAUAAAUAAAAUUGUUACAGAAAUAGAUGUUAAUAUGUCUGGAUAUAUUGAUUAUACUGAAUUUAUUGUAGCUUGUUUAAAAUAUGAAAAAUUAUUGACAAUAGAAAAAAUCAAAUAAACAUUUAAAAUCUUUGAUAUUGUAUAAUAGUAGUUUAAUUUAUUAUUUAGGAUGGUGAUAAUUAUAUUUCUAAAGAAGAAUUAUAACAUAUAAUGGAAGGUGUAGAUGAUGAUAUAUGGAAAUAAUUCUUAACAGAAUGUGAUCAAGAUAAUGAUGGUAAAAUAUCAGAAGAAGAAUUCAUCAAUCUUUUAUCAGAUAAAUUUUGA